GUGCCAGCAGCACCGUGUAUCCUACGUUCUCCCACGUAACGCAAUCCUUCCCGCCCCUUCUCCUCUUCUAUCAUCAACUAUUCAACUAUUCAACUUCUUCUUCUUCUUCUUCUUCUUCUGUGAUGUCUAGGGUUUUUAUUUGAGUCAUUUCUGGUCUUGCGGGGUUCGCCUUCAAUUCGCCGACUUCUCAUUCUCAGAGCUUUGCUUUAAAGCAAAUUCUUACUACUGUUUCUGUGAAUUUGCUGUCAGUUCAAGCUUCUACGGUCCUCAUCUUCACUCUCUCUUUACUGUUUCAGUUGAAGAAUGGCUGAGCAAACAGGAGCAUCUCCUCCAGCUGCUUCUUUUGAGUAUGAACUGUUUGAAGGAGAUCCUGACCAUCUCAGGACUGUUGUGGCUACAUCAACUCAGAUUAGCCCCUGGAUUGAGCCUGCAUCAUUGAAACUUAAGCACAGAAUAGGGAGAGGCUCCUUUGGUGAUGUUUGGUUGGCAACUCAUCAUCAGUCAUCUGAUGAUUAUGAUGAGUAUCAUGAAAUAGCUGUUAAGAUGUUGCAGCCAAUGAAGGAGAAUCACAUGCAAGCUUUUUUGGAUAAGUUGGACAGCUUAUUUUUAAAGCUCCGAGAACUCCAAGGUGUCUGCUGGUUGCAUGGGGUCUCAAUUAAAAGUGGAAAGGUCUGCAUUGCUAUGAAAAUCUAUGAGGGAUCAUUGGGUGAUCAUAUGGCUCAUCUCAAAGGAGGGAAGCUUCCACUGCCUGAUGUUUUAAGGUAUGGGAUCCAAUUGGCAAAAGGAAUUCUGGAGUUGCACUCAAUAGGUGUCCUGGUGCUGAAUCUCAAGCCUUCUAAUUUCCUUCUGAAUGAACAUGACCAAGCAAUCCUUGGAGAGUUUGGAGUUCCAUAUCUUUUUCUGGGGAUUCCAUUACCCGAUUUAGACAUGGUUGUGAGACUUGGAACCCCAAAUUACAUGGCUCCAGAACAAUGGGAACCAGAAGUAAGAGGUCCAAUAUCCUUUGAGACAGAUACAUGGGGAUUUGGUUGCAGCAUUGUGGAGAUGUUAACUGGCAUUCAGCCUUGGUUUGGAAGAUCAAUUGAAGAAAUGUACCAGUCAGUUGUAAUAAAGCAGGAGAAGCCAGAUGUCCCAAGCGGAUUGCCUCCUGCUGUUGAGAACGUUCUUAAUGGUUGCUUUGAAUAUGACUUGCGAAAUCGACCCUUAUUAGCAGAUUUCUUGCAAGCUUUUGAAAGCUCGCAGAGUGCUGUUUACAGUGAUGGGGGAUGGAUUGGCCUAGGAAGUAUAACAGUUACAGGAAGAGUAAAUAGCAGGGGCUAUACUGCAUGGUUCCUUGCUAAGGAUCACCUCCAAGUAGGUGACACUGUUCGUUCAAGAAAGCCCUUAAAUGCAUGCAUACCAGAAACCAUGGAUGUCCUGGAAGGGACUGUUGUUGGUUUGGAGAGUGACACCGAUCGUGAUGGUUUUGUUCUGGUGAGAAUCCAUGGAAUGGGGAACCCUCUAAGAGUACAAGUAACAACUCUUGAGAGGGUUACAUGUGGCUUGGCUGUGGGGGACUGGGUAUACUUGGAGGAGGAAAACACCAAACACUCAUCUGUGGGUGUCCUACAUUCUGUGCAGCGUGAUGGAAGCGUAACUGUUGGAUUUAUAGGGUUACAAACUCUCUGGAGAGGAUUUUCUUCUGAGCUUAAAAUGUAUGAACCUCUUUUUGUGGGACAGUUUGUGAGGUUAAAGGCAAAUGUCUCUACUCCUCGGUUUGAGUGGCCUCACAGAAGGGGAGGGUCAUGGGCCACUGGAAGGAUUUCUCAAAUACUUCCAAAUGGGUGUCUUAUUGUGAAGUUUCCUGGGAGACUUGUUUUCAGAGAUGAACCCAACUGCUUCUUGGCUGAUCCAGCUGAAGUCGAACUAGUAUCUUUCGAUACUUGCACUGGGGUGGUGGAGAAAUACCAACAUAUUGAGGACUUUCACUGGGCUGUGAGACCACUUGUAAUAGCAGUUGGUGUCAUUACAGCCAUGAAAUUCGGCUUCUUUGUUGGGCGAAAUGUAAGCGCAAAACUGAAGCCUCAGAGAAUUCUUACGCGUGGUGAUGACCAUUAUCAAGAUGGCCAGGCCGGUGGUAAUCAGGCAUGGCUUCCACCGCCAGUUGCAAAUAUCCUUUUCAGAGAAGGUGCUUCCACUGCUGCUGCUGCUAGGUAACUGGUCACUUUCAAUUUGGCCAUUGUAAGUAAGUUCUCUUAAGAACCACAGAUCCAAAAUAGCAAUGAACUACAAGACUCAUCUAUACCCAAAUACACUUGUAAACCUUGCUUGUAUUGAGCUGAACCAGAACCACCAUGAAGUAGGCAUCUAAUGCUGAAAUGGAUCAUGGUAAGCUGUGUAUAAUUAUCAGACAAUGGUGUACAUAUUUUACGGACAUAGGAACUGUUUUAUUGAAGUUGUAUGUUUCCUUGUA
Malania oleifera is the source of this 2452-nucleotide messenger RNA. Its product is annotated as E3 ubiquitin-protein ligase KEG-like. Gene Ontology annotation, biological process: protein phosphorylation. Bases 304 to 2196 code for a protein of 630 amino acids. NCBI's taxonomy places the organism in Eukaryota, Viridiplantae, Streptophyta, Magnoliopsida, Santalales, Ximeniaceae. Gene Ontology annotation, molecular function: protein kinase activity; ATP binding. The transcript has 5 exons. The record is from RefSeq and is a predicted model, not a curated record.